AUGCCUGGCGAACCCUCCCCAACCUCCGCGGUGUCAAGGUCUAAGAUGUUACAAUCUUCAGACGGAUCCAAGAUCUAUGCAGAAGCCUCAGGCAAUCCCAAGCGUCCACAUGUCAUCCUAAUGCAUGGUUUUACUUUGAGCGCUGCCGUUUUCGAUGAAUUUUGUCGAUUGCCGCUCCUCCUCGAAGAGUUGUAUAUUGUGAGAUACGAUAUGCGUGGUCACGGACGUAGUGCAAAGCCAGAUACUCAAGAUGGGCAUCUAUCACGGCUGUAUGCAGACGACUUCAUGACCGUUGUCCGAGCGUUCAAUUUAGAAUAUCCUAUUUUCGUAGGUUGGAGUAUUGGAGGGGCGAUAGUUGCCGACCUCUGCGCUAACGUGGAUCCCCUUCCGAUCUCUGGGGUUCUCUACCUGGCCUCAGUCCCCCACACAUCCAGUCUUAUGUCAGGCAGUGCGACGCAAUACCUCCUUUCUCUUAUCGCCUCUUGCGACGAUCACUCCACGACUUCAUCUGCCCUCUUGCGCCUUGUCGACGGAUGCUUUGCCUCGCCACAUGCGCCUCCGCCUACAUUCCAGACGCAUUGUCUUUUUGCCGGUAUGCAGACCCUGCAAAGUAAAGCAAUCCGGGACGCGGCAUCACGGCGGACCCAGGAGACGCAUACCUUAUGGGAGAAGAUGGAAGAAGGACUGCCUGUGUGCGCAAUGCACGGGACUGACGACAUGCUCGUCGAUGGAAACUUCCUGGAAAGAGAGCUUAGGAAGCAUGCGAAAAAUUUGGACAUCAAGAUCGUGGACGGUGCGGGCCAUGCAUUAUUUUGGGAGAUGCCGGAUGAGACGGCUGAGGUCGUCGUUCAGUUUGCGAAGAAAGUGUGGAAAAGGCCGCAAUAG
Molecule: messenger RNA, 885 nt
Organism: Heterobasidion irregulare TC 32-1
Lineage: Eukaryota; Fungi; Basidiomycota; Agaricomycetes; Russulales; Bondarzewiaceae
Product: Esterase/lipase/thioesterase
Exons: 5
Coding region: 1-885 (294 amino acids)
Source: RefSeq, a predicted model, not a curated record